AUGGUCGGAAUACCGGGAAAGUCAAAGGCUUGCCUGGACUGUAAGAGGCGUCGUGUCAAGUGCGACUUGACAUUGCCUUGCUGCUUGCGAUGUGUCAAGGCUGGGAUUGCAUGCCAGGGCUACGAACAGGCCGUUCUCUGGGUCAACAGAACCCCAGACCAUCCCAAUGUGACCGCCCUCUCCGUCAUAUCCGACACCCAGCUAUACCAACGCCAACAGCGCUCUCCAUCCUCAGAAUGGCUUCAAAUUGUCAAUCAGCUCCGCUCCCAGCUCUGCCAGCCAUUCUAUGACACGACAAAUUUCAGAUCCCAGGCUCUGCGCGUCCUUCAGGGCAUUUACCUCCCCCAUCCACAUAUCAACCCAUGCCACAACAGCAGCGAACCGACCCCCUCGCACUGGAUCAAGGCUGUGUGCCAGAUGCAAGCUCCAAGUGACGCCCUCGACCACUCUCUUGUCGCCUUUUGCGCCGUCCAGGUCUGCUUGUCCGGUGAUUCGUACUUGUCUCAGGACGAAACGUGCCAAAUCUACAAUCACGCCCUCAACAAGGUUAUCGAGGAUUUGGACCUUCGGCGGGCAAGGAACAGUGACGAGACACUGGCAGCCAUCGUGGUCUUAACGACAUGUGAGCUGUUUGUUUUCCCCACAAACACAAGCUGGAGUGCCCACGCGCAGGGCAUAUCCGAGCUCCUUCGCCAUCGCGGCGUGCCGGAGCAGGUCACAGUAAGAUGGCGAAGCUUAUGCGUGCGAUUGUGCCUCAUAUGCGUCAUUCAAGGGCUGAUACAAAGGCGUUCCCUCAGCCUUGAACCAAACAGGUGGCGAUUUCUCAUCGGUCCUUCUGGUUCCGACGGGUCCUUUGUCCGACUGAUGCAUUUAGUCGUCGAUGUCCCAUCUAUGCUGCAAGAAGCCUAUGCACUCCUCUCAGGCAGCAACAAGCCCUUGGAGGCCUCGCAGUACAACACCCUCCUCAUGCAAAAGUUUCAAGAGCUCGACACUUGGCGGCACCUUCGCCAGCGCGAACACGAUCCCUUGUAUUGGUCUGUCAUGUCCAGGAUGGAUAACCCGGCCGACGAGGGAUACGCAGAUAAGCUGUUUCCAUUUGCGCUGAUGUUUUCAUCAAUGGGCAAUGCUAGUGUAUGGAUGUUUUGCUCCACAUUCAUGCUACACAUCCUUGAGACCGCCUUGCUCCUUGAAGAGCUGAAAUCCACCAAACCAAACGGUGUCAGCAUCUCUUCACUACCACCGGACGACUUCUCAAAAUGGGCAGACGCAGACAGGCUGGCUCGCAUGCUCUGUCAGAGCAUCGAGUUUUGCUGCCGCAUGGAGAACGGUCUCUUUGGGAUCCAGGCGACGUGCUCCACGCAAUGGACCUUGCGUCGAUACUUCCGUCGCCGCGGCCUCGCCAGGGAGUUGGAAUGGUGCCGGAGGAUCAAGGAUAUGAAGGGGCCUGGGUCAAUAUGCGGGAUCGAUUUGAUGCAAUUUGGGCACGAAUGGUGA
This is a messenger RNA of Trichoderma virens Gv29-8, 1494 nucleotides long. RefSeq lists its product as uncharacterized. Gene Ontology annotation, biological process: regulation of DNA-templated transcription. The coding region runs from base 1 to 1494 and encodes 497 amino acids. Gene Ontology annotation, molecular function: DNA-binding transcription factor activity, RNA polymerase II-specific; zinc ion binding. Lineage: Eukaryota; Fungi; Ascomycota; Sordariomycetes; Hypocreales; Hypocreaceae. The record is from RefSeq and is a predicted model, not a curated record. The transcript has 4 exons.